Messenger RNA from Acanthopagrus latus (yellowfin seabream), 2183 nucleotides. RefSeq names its product phospholipase D family member 5 (gene pld5). The record is from RefSeq and is a predicted model, not a curated record. The coding region runs from base 1 to 1581 and encodes 526 amino acids. Gene Ontology annotation, molecular function: catalytic activity. The transcript has 10 exons. NCBI's taxonomy places the organism in Eukaryota, Metazoa, Chordata, Actinopteri, Spariformes, Sparidae.
AUGGAAAUGUCAGAUGAUCCAAGGUCGAGGGGGCCGGCGGAGGCUCCCCCAGCACUCCCGCCCGGCGUGACCCCGAUGAAAGGCAGCAGCUACAGCGCGGUCCAGCAGCAGGGCUACUCCGCAUCCAUCUUCCUCAAACGCAAAGACAAGCUGGAAAAGAACCAGCAGAAGUGCAUCGCCAUCUUCGCCCUUCUUUGCUGCUUUGCCGUGCUGGUGGCGCUCAUCUUUUCAUCCGUUAAUGUCUGGGGGGACGAUGAGGACGGGAUCACAGAGGAAAACUGCAGCAGCGACUGCCGCAUCGUGCUUGUGGAGAACAUUCCGGACGACCUCGCCCUCCACAUGGACGUCAGACCCCACCUGCCCCUCUCCGCUGGCUUCCACACGCUGUUGGAUCAAGCAAAGCACUCGGUCGAGGUGGUGUCACCUGUCUGGGCCUUAAACCCGUGGGACCCGGAAACAACGCCAAGCACUGCCAAACAGGGUCAGCUUUUGUUCCAGAGACUGCUCAGCCUGAAAUCUCGUGGGGUUAAACUGAAGAUUGCCAGCAGUCUGACUAACUCUGCUGAACUGAAGACCUUGGCAGCGCACAAUGCAGAGGUUCAUUUCGUUAACAUGACAGCUCUUACCAGGGGAAGACUACAUUCCUCGUUCUGGAUAGUGGAUCGGACGCACAUUUACAUCGGGAGCGCUGACAUGGACUGGAGGUCACUCUCCAAGAGAAAAGAACUGGGGGUGGUGGUGUAUAACUGCAGCUGUCUGGCUCUGGACCUCCACCGAGUCUUUCUGUUUUACUGGCAGCUUCACGAGAGGGACUACAUCCCCUCCAUCUGGUCGAAGAGAGUUACAGCCAUCUACGGGAGGCACGACGCCCUGGAGCUGCAACUCAACGCCACCCAGGCCACUGCUUAUGUGUCUACUUCUCCUGAACUCUUCUGCGCUAAAGAUCGCACCAGAGAUGUAGAUGCAAUCUAUCAGGUCAUCCAGAGUGCAAAGACAUUUAUCUUCAUAUCGGUGACAGACUACCUCCCUCUGGUAACCAGGAGUUUCAGAGGAACCUCAGUCACAAGGUACUGGUCGCUUAUCGACGAGGCGAUCAGAGAGGCGGUGGUGCUGAGAGGAAUCAGAGUUCGCCUGCUGAUCAGCUUCUGGAAGAAGACUCACCCGCUCACCUUUAACUUCGUCACCUCCCUCAAGUCGCUCUGCACGCAGCUGCUCAACUGUUCGUUAGAGGUGAGGUUUUUCAGUCACAAGGAGCCAAAGGAUGAUAUUCAACAUGGACUCAACCACAACAAGUACAUGGUGACCGACAAUGCUGUCUACAUAGGUAACCAUGACUGGGUUGGAAGUGACUUUGCCGUUAAUGCAGGAGUCGGGCUGGUGGUCAAGAUGAAAGACAGUCUUCAUGAGAGGGGGGUGACGAUCCUGGAGCACGUCAAGGCUGCGUUUGAAAGAGACUGGAGGUCACGUUACGCCAAGAGUCUGCAAGGAAACAAAGAUCAACAUGACAAAUACAGACACCUGCACCAAGGGAAGAUCCGUCUGGAGAGCAAGGAGGAAAACGAGUGGAGCAACCCUUUAUAAGCACAGAAUGUCUUUCUAUAUCCUAAAGCCUCAUACGGCUGAAUACUUAUACGACACUUGUACACAAUAUGAGAAUGUGAUUCACACUGUUAGACUUGACCUUAUUUGAAUAGAUUCAGUUACGAUCAGCGAACACAAGGUUGAGGUGAUACUUUGAUUGCAAGUUACAGUAUUAGCAUCGAACUACUUAAUGAAUCGUUGACUGUUAUAUGAGCAUGCUAUGCUGCAUGAAUAUUGAAGGCAAUAUUCAAAUUCAAACUAUAUACUGGGACAAGCAAUAUGCUGAUUAUAAAAUCAAUAUGCUCCAUGUGAAACAUAUUUAAAUCUGGAAAACAUGACCCAUCGAAGUCACCACAGAAAAUCUCAUUGAGUGUUUGAUGAUGAUUAUGCACUAUUUUUGUUGACAGUUUUAAUAUGCAUUUUAUAAACUUUUUAAUACUUUUCGAUUUGCAUUACAAUUAGAACCUUAAUGCUGUUUUUGCCUGCAAUGUUAAUGACUUCUUCGAUGCACACAGACACACACACACAAAGGCUGAGGCAGAAGUUGUACAGAUGUGACCAAAGCUGUUAGUCAUCUCAUUGAAAACGUCCAUCUGUCCUAA